Molecule: messenger RNA, 944 nt
Organism: Aphanomyces astaci
Lineage: Eukaryota; Oomycota; Saprolegniomycetes; Saprolegniales; Verrucalvaceae
Exons: 1
Coding region: 9-893 (294 amino acids)
Source: RefSeq, a predicted model, not a curated record
CUCCCUUCAUGCACGUCCACGCGGCGGUCGUGCUCGUGCUCCUCACCGCACUGGCGCUGCCAUCGACCUGUCAAGACUCCGAUUCACCAACAGACACCUCAAGUUCCACAGACGCAAGCGGCUUUCCAGAUAUUGUUGUCUUCUCGACAGGCCGUACCUCCACAUCAACAACUAUGCGGAACGAGACAACCACCAAGCCAGCAACGGCCCCUGCCGAAUCGACCGGUUACGCGGCAGCCUCCGUCCCGAACUUGGCGGCGGAACCAAAACCAUCGGCCGAUAGUUCCACCACGACGAUCUUGCUGUCGAUUGCCGUGGGAUUGGUAGCGUCUGUCGGGGCUGCCGUCGUCGUCGUGACUCGCCGACGAAGCGCCCAGCUCGACAAUUUAGACAUGUUGUCUUCUCGCAAAGAUCUCGAGGUGGCCAACAUCGACCAGCCCGACCAUUACCACAACAAGGACGGAUGCAACGACGACCUGUACUCGGUGCAUGGGAUGAGCACUCGCGGAGGCAGCGCGUACAGGGCCCACGGCGCGUUUGCUUCCAAGGCCAUGCGAAGCAGCAACAUCCUUGGACCGUUCGCCCACCAGCCGCCCUCGACACACCUUCCGCGGACCCUCGACGACGGCGUGUCGUUCGCGAACUCUUCGAUUAUCAACCAAACAACGACCCAUGCUACGUCGUUGAGCGUCGUGGACGAUGCCGACCCCCCCGAGGACGAAGUCAUGUGCACCAUGAUCAGUGUCGACAGCAUGGUAUACCUGGACACGGCGCACUUGCUGCAGUCGAUCACGUCCAACAUCCCUCUACCGUCGACGAUAGGAUCCGACACGUACAUUGUCGGCGACGACGACGAAGAUGAAGACCACAACAUGUCCGAGUACGUCAUGUGACACUGCGUAGCCGCAAACCCCCAUUAUUUAAUGACACAGUCUGUAUUGUCA